GGUGCUCGCCCCUACCCGCCGCUGCAGCGUGGCGCGGCCAAGGUCAGGGGCACCGCAGGAACCGGAGUCGGCGAGGCGAGCCGGGGACGCUGCUCAACACGGGCCUGCGAGGAGGCAGCGGCCCGAGCAGCGGGACGGCGACGUUCUCCCGGCUGGGGGAUGCCGAGGUGGCCGCUGCCGCACAUCAGCCUGGCGCGGGGCGCGCAAGGGGAUGGGGACCGGCGCGGACUCCCUGCCCAUUAGCUCGCGGGCGCUGUCCGCCGUCUGGUAGUGCUGAACCAGCCCUGGCCCCGGCGCUCGGGCACUGGCCAAGAGCUGGGUAGGGGCGGGGCGCUCGCAGAAGGAAGACUCCGAGCAGCGGCGCUGCGGAGUCGGGCUCAGUAGCCUUGCUGGCGGGUCACUGGUUCUUCGUGGAGUGGAGGCACGAGGUACUCCGGACGGCGUUGCCGCUGCCUAUUCACCACCUGGACCACCUCGGAGGCCACCGCUAGGGCUGCCCGCCACCUUCAGACAGCCGCCUCUGGUGAGGGAACCUCGCCCUCAGGAGGUUAGGACCCCUCCUUUCUCUGGCGGCCAAGCGUCUUAGGGCGGUGGCCUGAGGACAGAGAGGGGGCGUGCCACCCUCGGGUGAAGACAGCAUGCCCGUGUAAUACCCACGCCUCCUGACUCAAGAGCGCUGACAUCGCCCGCCCAGCUGCGCUUGUCUUCGGAGCCUUGACCAUUCUUGGCUGGUCCCGAGCGGCUCCGGCCGCGGGCGCGGAGAUGGAGGAGGAGCUGAAGUGCCCAGUGUGCGGAUCCCUGUUCCGGGAACCCAUCAUCUUGCCCUGCUCUCACAAUGUCUGCUUGCCGUGCGCCCGCACCAUCGCGGUUCAGACCCCGGACGGCGAGCAGCACCUGCCCCCGCCGCUCCUUCUUUCGCGGGGUGCCGCCGCCGCCGCGCCCCCUCCGGAUCAGGACGCAGCCGCCGGCGCGACCGGAGGAGGCGCGGGAGCUAGCACAGCCGGAGGCCUGGGCGGCGGAGCGGCCGGUGGCGGAGACCACGCGGACAAGCUGAGUUUGUACAGCGAGACUGACAGCGGCUAUGGCUCCUACACCCCCAGCCUCAAGUCCCCCAAUGGAGUCCGCGUGCUGCCCAUGGUGCCUGCGCCCCCGGGCUCUUCGGCCGCUGCGGCCCGAGGCGCCGCCUGCUCUUCGCUCUGCUCCUCCUCCAGCUCCAUCACCUGCCCGCAGUGCCACCGCAGCGCCUCCCUGGAUCACCGCGGCCUGCGAGGCUUCCAGCGCAACCGGCUACUGGAGGGCAUUGUGCAGCGGUACCAGCAGGGCCGUGGGGUUGCCGCGGGGGUGUCUGCAGCCCCGGCGGUGGCCAUCUGCCAGCUGUGCGACCGCACCCCACCGGAGCCGGCAGCCACUCUCUGCGAGCAAUGCGACGUGCUCUAUUGCGCCACCUGCCAGCUCAAGUGCCACCCGUCCCGGGGCCCCUUCGCUAAGCAUCGGCUAGUUCAGCCGCCGCCGCCACCCGCACCUCCGGAGGCUACCCCUGCUUCAGCCGGCACUUCCACAUCCUCCAGCGCAGGAGGAUGCAGGAGCCCAGGGGGUGCCGGGGCCAGCGCGCCGCGAAAGUUCCCCACAUGCCCCGAGCACGAGAUGGAGAACUACAGCAUGUACUGCGUGAGCUGUCGGAGCCCGGUGUGCUUCAUGUGCCUGGAGGAAGGCAGGCACAGCAAGCACGAGGUGAAGCCGCUGGGGGCAACGUGGAAGCAGCACAAGGCCCAGCUAUCUCAGGCCUUAAAUGGGGUUUCAGAUAAGGCCAAAGAGGCGAAGGAGUUUCUGGUUCAGCUCAAGAACAUACUACAGCAGAUCCAGGAAAACGGACUGGACUAUGAAGCUUGCCUGGUGGCUCAGUGUGACGCCCUGGUGGAUGCCCUGACUCGGCAGAAAGCCAAGCUGCUCACCAAGGUGACCAAAGAGAGGGAACACAAGCUGAAGAUGGUUUGGGACCAGAUCAAUCACUGCACCCUGAAGCUACGCCAGUCCACAGGCCUGAUGGAGUACUGCCUGGAAGUGAUCAAGGAGGAUGACCCUUCUGGGUUCCUGCAGAUCUCAGACGCCCUGAUCAAGCGCGUGCAGACCUCGCAGGAGCAGUGGGUCAAAGGUGCCCUGGAGCCCAAAGUAUCUGCCGAAUUUGACCUGACCUUGGACAGCGAGCCCCUGCUGCAAGCCAUCCACCAGCUGGAUUUCGUCCAGAUGAAAUGUAGGGUGCCACCUGUACCCCUGCUGCAGCUGGAGAAGUGCUGCACCCGUAAUAACAGCGUCACCCUGGCCUGGAGGACUCCGCCCUUCACCCACAGCCCUGCUGACGGCUACAUCCUGGAGCUGGAUGAUGGCGAUGGAGGGCAGUUCCGGGAAGUGUACGUUGGCAAGGAGACCCUGUGCACCAUUGACGGACUUCACUUUAACAGCACCUACAAUGCCAGAGUCAAAGCCUUCAACUCAUCCGGUGUUGGGCCCUACAGCAAGACUGUGGUCCUGCAGACCUCUGAUGUGGCCUGGUUCACUUUUGAUUCCAACUCUGGUCAUCGGGACAUCAUCUUAUCUAACGACAACCAGACGGCCACCUGCAGCAGCUAUGAUGACAGGGUGGUGCUAGGCACAGCCGCCUUCUCCAAAGGUGUGCACUACUGGGAACUGCACGUGGACCGGUAUGACAACCACCCAGACCCAGCCUUCGGGGUGGCCAGGGCCAGUGUAGUCAAGGACAUGAUGCUGGGCAAGGACGACAAGGCCUGGGCCAUGUAUGUGGACAACAACCGCAGCUGGUUCAUGCACUGUAAUUCCCACACCAACAGGACUGAAGGCGGUGUAUGCAAAGGGGCUACUGUGGGUGUGCUGCUGGACCUGAACAAGCACACUCUGACCUUCUUCAUCAAUGGGCAACAGCAGGGCCCGACAGCCUUCAGCCACAUGGAUGGAGUCUUCAUGCCUGCCCUCAGCCUCAACCGAAACGUGCAGGUCACCCUGCACACAGGACUGGAGGUGCCAACAAACCUAGGACGGCCAAAGCUGUCAGGCAACUAGCCUGGUGGCUCCCGCUGCCUCGCUGGCGGUGAUGGAGGGCCUCACGGAGGACCAGGGCAUAACAGAAAGUCCCAGGUGCCAGCAGCCAGCAGACAUCUGAAGAUACUUUUUUGGGAGGGAACUGAGAAUGAAUCAGAUGCGAGCCAUAUGACCAUCCUGUGGCCACCUGUGUCAAGAGUGGCCUUUCGCCUCCAUGCCACAGGGCUAUGGCCCCCAGGGUGCCCUCAAGACAGUGUCCCAGAUGGACACCUUUUGUUUCUAGCUAUGUUUUCUGACAUCUGUUUGAAAACAUUGAUUUCCUCUUAAGUUUUUUUCGCCCCCCCUGGAGGGAGAGAGAAAAGCAGACUCUAAGACUGGUAUCCUAGGAUGGAUCGGCACCGUGAUGUUACUCCAUGCUUGCAUAUAACCCGUUGCUAGGACUCUGCUCCUUCUGAAGUCCUAGGCUAGCAGUUUGUCACCUCUGCAGGGAAAAACUCACCUUGAGCCUCUGGGAUAUGCAGUUUUCAAUACACAAACUAAUUUGAAAGGGACAUUAAUCAUUAAUGAACUGCUAGGACCCUCAGAAAGGCUUCCUCAGGGUCUGUAUCAUUAUCCAUGUGCUAUCGAACCCCCCCCUCACACACACACCACACACACACACUCUCACACAAGUGUGUGUGUGUGUGUGUGUGUGUGUGUGUAACUAUUUUAUUCAUUCAGUUCUUAGUUAUGAAUGGAAACACUGGAAUCCAAGAGAAUGACACGUCUUUGCACAGUAGUGGCUUUUUCUAGAACCUGCUUCCAUAGAAAUUGACGGACAUAUAUGUGCACCGCCUUCCUGGGCAGGGCCUUGAGCACAGAGGUAGCAGCCCCUGGGAAGACCUUGCAUGGCCGUAAACCCUCAUGGCUUCACCCAGUGCCCUCUUUGAAGCAUCAUGAACUGGAGAAGCGACUCUGGUGGUAACAGGGGUGAUGAGACCCCAAAGAAAGGCUGAAACUAGAUGGCGACACCCUACAACUUCUCUCUUCACAUGAACCAGGGUUCCCUGGGACACAGCCAAGUCUUCCUUCUUCCGAGGAGCACUGCCCUUGCCGGGGAGCUCCACAUGGAUCAUCCUGCCUUCAGGCCCUGUGUGUUCACUUCCUGUCUCUCUCCUGCAGUCUCCAGCUCUGCCCGGUAGCAACCUUGCUCAAUCCCUUGGAAAGAAUCCAUCUCGUCGGGCGUUUCAUUCUACACAGAGAAAUUACUUGCCUGGCAGCUGGGCUGUUUUUUUUUAAUCAGACCUGCACGCCGACCCCAACUGUGUUUCCUCCACCCACUCUGUGCUCAGGCCCUGCACCAGUUCCUAAGUACCCACUACUGGGCUGCACAGAUCCGCCAGUCCUACCUCAGAAUUCUUUCUCGUGGUCCUUGUUUCCUCAAAUACUCCGAUGUCACCAGGAGUCGGUCAGCACUGUCCAGCCUCCGCACUAGGCCCUGGGGCCUUCUUCGUUGUGUCGGCGUAGCCUUGGCCUCUCUGGAACCUCUUCCCGCUAAGUGGUCUCUGGCUCCCGACUCCAUCUAGAGCCCUCAGGGCAGCCACAGGCCCCUGCCGCCAGAUCCUCAGUUGCUCAGCUGCUUCCGCUAUCCCUUUCCUCCAGCUUUGGCCACAGCCACAGCUCUGAAAGGGAGAGACAGAUACUUCGAAGGGAAGACUGUGGAGGAGCCUCUGCUUUGCUGGUCCAGAAAGCCACAUGGAGCCACAGUCAGGGGUGGCCAGGGUAUUUGGGUGUCUCGUGGAAGAAAGAAACCAGAAACCCUGGAGUAAGAAGGGGGCAGAAAGGCUGGCCACAUGGGGAUAUUUACAGUCUCAAAGCCGGGAAGCGGGAGUCACUUGAGCAUAUCUGCAGCCAUGGGUGGCUUUGAGGA
Messenger RNA from Mastomys coucha (southern multimammate mouse), 4963 nucleotides. It is a transcript of the gene Trim67, whose product is annotated as tripartite motif containing 67. The transcript is spliced from 10 exons. Gene Ontology annotation, molecular function: protein binding; zinc ion binding. The record is from RefSeq and is a predicted model, not a curated record. Bases 763 to 3075 code for a protein of 770 amino acids. NCBI's taxonomy places the organism in Eukaryota, Metazoa, Chordata, Mammalia, Rodentia, Muridae.